Molecule: messenger RNA, 642 nt
Organism: Apis florea (little honeybee)
Lineage: Eukaryota; Metazoa; Arthropoda; Insecta; Hymenoptera; Apidae
Source: RefSeq, a predicted model, not a curated record
AGACAUAACACGAAGAUUAAAAAUUACAUAAAAAUUUCGUAAAAUUAACAGCAACAUGUAGAGGUUUCUCCGAAGAAUCAACCAAAAACGAUCUGUCCGCGACAAUUCUGCAAAUGAUCGCAAAUAAACAAAUGAAGGACGAAAAACUUGGUACGCUCUUGGAUCUUACGCGUGAAGAAUUGUUAGAGAUAAUUAAUCUAGGGAUGGACGGUCUAAGAGAAACAGCUCAAAGAAAGUUGUACCAACUUUGCCUCGAAAAAGAAGUUUCGGUUCCAAAAUAUACUGUAGAGAAAGAAAAAACAUAUCAGGGUUUAACUUAUGUCGCCACUUGUUCCGCGCUAGGUUACACUAGCGAAGGUCGUGGCUUGAGAGAAUGUGUGGCCAAGAAAGCAGCCGCUGAUGAGUUGUACCAUCAAUACUAUGAAGAUCAGAAAGCAAGACUGAAGUAACGUGUUUUUCAAUCAUCAAAAAUCUAAUACAAACAUCCAUUAGUUUGUUUCCACGAAGACUGAACAAUCGAAAAUGAUCCAUCCAACUAGAUCCCUCCAAUUGAACGAUCGAUUCAAUUUUAUUACCAUCCAAAUACAGGUCUAUCACUCCCUUGUACACAGGAUUCGUUGUAAGUGGCCUCAAAUCCUUUAU